This is a messenger RNA of Musa acuminata subsp. malaccensis (wild Malaysian banana), 817 nucleotides long. Its product is annotated as induced stolen tip protein TUB8-like. The record is from RefSeq and is a predicted model, not a curated record. NCBI's taxonomy places the organism in Eukaryota, Viridiplantae, Streptophyta, Magnoliopsida, Zingiberales, Musaceae.
AAUACCCUCACAACCCCAAGAGCUGGCUCCAUCCCACCCACUCCUAUCUCUGUGCUCUGUUGUGCUUGCAGCCUCCUCUUCUUUCUCUGCCUCUCUCCCAUGGCUUCCGUUGAGGUGGAAUCAGCUCCAGUUGUCGAAGUGCCAGUAGAAGCCCCCGCCACCCCUGCCGAAGCGGAAGACGGGGCACCGCCUGCCGUGGAAGAGGUGGUUGAGACCGAAGCCGUAGCCGAACCUGCAGAAGAGCCCAAAGAAGAAGCCCCGGCGGCAACGGAACCACCAGCAGCGGAACCCACAGCAGAGGUCGCUCCGGAGCCUGAGGAGAAGCCCGUCGAAGAGCCUUCGGCAGUCGAGGUGGCGGAGGCGGCGGUGGAGGCCGAGCCAGCUGUCGCCGAGCCCACAGAAGAAGCUAAGCCGGAGGCCGAGCCCGAGAUCGCCGCACCUGCAGCCGAGGAAUCGUCUGAACCCGCCGUAGAAGAGCCGAAAGCCGUGGAGGAGCCACCGGCUGCUGUGGAGGAGGUGAAGGCCGAGGAAGCGGCAGAAGAGAAGGCCGAGUAGGAUGCUGCUUCGGUCGCGAUCAUUUUGGAUGCUAUCAAGGUUCACAAUAAGAGAUUAAGGAUUAAAGCCUACAACUAUUAUCCUAAUAUUAAGGAGAGUGUGAGGCUAUUUGGGUCUGCUGGAUCAUGAGAAGUACAUAUAGUGCUGUUGUCUUCGCCAUGCCUUUUCCAGUUUGUGUUGUAGUUCCUUGAUUACUCCCUGGCUGUUUUACUAUAUACUGUCCUGUGAGUUUAAUAUCAAGGUGUUUUACUCGAUCUCUCAA